Eruca vesicaria subsp. sativa (arugula) is the source of this 1183-nucleotide messenger RNA. Lineage: Eukaryota; Viridiplantae; Streptophyta; Magnoliopsida; Brassicales; Brassicaceae. The record is from the annotation of a GenBank genome assembly.
AUUUCCUCUCCUGUAACCUCACUACAUUUUUUGUGGUUCCCUUUUUUUCUCCAAGCCAUUAAAAAGGCGAAGAUAUGGAGAUUUUUGGAAAAAUGAUGUCAUUGAUGAGUCUUAUGAUGAUGGUGAUGUGCAAGAGUGUGGACGGUUAUAGUAGCGGUUGGGUCAAUGCUCGAGCCACAUUCUAUGGAGGUGCUGAUGCCUCUGGCACCAUGGGCGGUGCGUGUGGGUACGGUAACUUAUACAGCCAAGGAUACAACACUAACACAGCGGCGCUAAGCACGGCUCUAUUCAACGGCGGCCAAAGCUGCGGCGCUUGUUUCCAGAUCAAAUGUGUAAAUGAUCCAAAAUGGUGUCGCCGGGGAACAAUCACCGUCACCGGAACAAACUUUUGUCCACCUAACUUUGCUCAAGCCAACGACGCUGGAGGUUGGUGUAAUCCUCCCCAACAUCACUUUGACUUAGCUCAGCCCAUCUUUCUCCGCAUCGCUCAAUACAAAGCUGGUGUCGUCCCGGUUCAAUACCGGAGAGUGGCUUGCCGGAGAAGAGGCGGGAUGAGAUUCACGAUCAACGGCCAUUCAUACUUCAACCUCGUACUCAUAACCAACGUCGCCGGCGCCGGAGAUGUUGUUUCGGUCUCCAUCAAAGGGACAAGGACAGGUUGGCAAAGCAUGUCGAGAAACUGGGGACAGAACUGGCAAAGCAACGCAAAUCUUGACGGUCAAGCUCUCUCUUUCAAAGUAACAACUAGUGAUGGCCGUACAGUUGUUUCUAACAACGCUACUCCUCGUAACUGGAGCUUCGGACAGACUUAUACCGGAAAACAGUUCCGAGCUUAGAGGUGAUGACGUGGACAGAACACUUUAUGAAGCAAAAAAAAAACGUUUUAUUUACUGAUUUUGGAGUUUAGUAGAGUUUACAUAGUUUUUUUUAUAAAGGUAUCUGAAUUUAUCUAAUUAACAUAAACGAGAAACUAAAUUGAAUAAUUAAUGGCGGAAAACAAGUUUUUUUUUCACCGGCAGCUUUUGUAAUUUGCCGGUGAGGCUGAGGUGAACAGAAAGGGAGAAAAGGGAGCUUUGUGUUUUCACCCGCCGCCUGAGCAUUUGAGGUUUCCUUUUUUUUAUUUAUGUUUUUUUCUUUUGUAUUUUAUUUGGCUUUAAUAUAUGUUCGAUGGUAUGUUUCUGCA